This is a messenger RNA of Mobula hypostoma (lesser devil ray), 2173 nucleotides long. Its product is annotated as thiosulfate:glutathione sulfurtransferase-like. Bases 315 to 668 code for a protein of 117 amino acids. The transcript has 5 exons. The record is from RefSeq and is a predicted model, not a curated record. Lineage: Eukaryota; Metazoa; Chordata; Chondrichthyes; Myliobatiformes; Myliobatidae.
ACCAAUCACAGUUGUGGCGGUCGGCGUCCCGCGGCGUGCAGUUACAUUUCUGGGCUAGUGCGCGUACUUACGGCGUACAGUCGGUGCAGAUUGCAGAGUCCUAACCCCUUCCGAUACUUCACAGCUCCCUGUCCCAGCAAGUCCGUCUAUCUUCCCUCCCCUUGAACUGGGUUGCUGGGUGUCGGUCAUCCACUUUCCGAUAAGCCGCCUCGCCCUCUGGUGAACAUUUCCCGAAUCCCGAGCCUCCGUUUGCAGCGAGAAGGAGUUCAGCAUGUUGUAAUCCCGGCGUGGUUUCAGUUUCCAAGCCUCUGUUUAUGAUGAGAAUGAGUUUGGCAGUCUCUGAGAUAACCUGUGAAGAUCUGGAGAAGAUGAUGGUGGAUGGCAGGGUGCCGAUUAUCGACGUCCGCAGACCUGGUGAGCUGGAAAAUGGGAAGAUUAUUGGAUCCAUCAACAUUGGAGUGGACAAGGUGAAAGAGGCCUUCUCCUUGGAUCCAGAGUCAUUCCAGAAAGAGUUUGGGGCUGAGAAACCGAACCCGCAGUCGACAGUUGUGUUUUACUGUCAGUUGGGGCGCAGAGGGGCCAGUGCAACAUCGAUUGCUCAGGAACUGGGGUACACCAGGGCCCUGAAUUUGAAAGGAGGCUUUCAGCAGUGGACAGGUGAAGACUAAAUGGUCCCUGUGCGGGGUGGAUGAGGAACGCUGGAUGGCAUUAUCUGACCUGGAGCAAGAAACCAACCUCACCCUAAUCCUGAAUCCACCCACCCCACCAAUCCUCACCCCAACAUCCUUGAACUCUGAAGCCCAAACCUCAAUUGACACAUGACCCUGAUCCAACCAGCCAAACCUCCCCCCACCCACCUGACCUGACCUCCAAGAACUGGGAUCCUGAAUUCCAGUCCUUCCCCACUGUAAUCCUCACCCUUCAGCUGAAUGCUGACCAGUGCCUCACCCUAAUCCCCUCUCACCCCUCAACGAUGAGCUCAGGAGGUUGUCCACCCUCUACUUCUCACAAUGGCCCUAGUCUCAGCCUAGUCAAUUGCAAUGGCCUUCAAUCUUCUCCAAAAUCAACUCGAAGGUCAAAGGUGACACCGGCCCAUUCCGGAAGAUCAACUGGCACCAACAUUUCACCAAACCCCCCAAAGCUUCACCCCUGACGCAGACUGGGAGAUCGUUUCGCUGAACACCUACGCUCUGUCGGCCAGAGAAAGCAGGAUCUCCCAGUGGCCACACAUUUUAAUUCCACGUCCUAUUCCCAUUCUGAUAUGUCUAUCCAUGGCCUCCUCUACUGUAAAGAUGAAGCCACACUCAGGUUGGAGGAAAAACACCUUAUAUUCCAUCUGGGUAGCCUCCAAACUGAUGGCAUGAACACUGACUUCUCCAUCUUCCGUUAAUGCCCCACCUCCCCCUCGUACCCCAGCCCUUAUUUAUUUAUAUACACACAUUCUUUCUCUCUGUCUCUUUUUUCUCCCUCUGUCCCUCUGACUAUACCCCUUGCCCAUCCUCUGGGUUUUCCUCCCCUCCCCCUUUCUUUCUCCCUGGACCUCCUGUCCCAUGAUCCUCUCAUAUCCCCUUUGCCAAUCACCUGUCCAGCUCUUGGCUCCAUCCCUCCCCCUCCUGUCUUCUCCUAUCAUUUUGGAUCUCCCCCUCCCCCUCCAACUUUCAAAUCUCUUACUAACUCUUCCUUCAGUUAGUCCUGACGAAGGGUCUCGGCCCGAAACGUUGACUGUACCUCUUCCUAGAGAUGCUGCCUGACCUGCUGUGUUCACCAGCAACUUUGAUGUGUGUCCCCUGAUCCUUAAACCUAGAAUAACCCCUGAACUUUAAUUCCCAAUCCAGAACAGUCCACCCCCCUCCCAACUUUAACUUCUGAACCAGCAUUUAAUCAUGAUUAGCUACAGUCAGUCAACAGGUGAUGCAGACCCUUAUAAUAUCUUCAGGGGUGGGCAGGGUGAGUGUGGGGUGGUCCAGAACCAAGAAUCAGUGUUUCACCACACGGGGUCAUCAGUGUGGGACAAACGAAGAGAAACAUUCUCGCUCAAAGGAUGGACAGUUGCAGGAAAUUUCUCCCUCGCAGAGCAGUAUGAGCAGAGGCUCUGGGUGUUCCUACGACAGAGGGAGACAGAUCGCUGAUGGGGGUGAGGGUUGGUCAUCUACAUGGCAAAGGGCUUCACAUA